AUGUAUCUACGCCCACCCGCAGAAGAUGUGCAUUGCGAAUCGAUCGAUCCGAGUGCUGGGCAGAGGGUCAAACGGCAGGACCAACGGUGCUACUCGUACCAGAUCGAUGAGAACCGUCUCGGCGCGGCAGAAGUCGAGUGCAUGACAACGAUGAUCCGAGAGGUACGUCCACGCAGAACAUUUUAGUGCAAGAGACCGCCGAAUCAUUGGAUGAUGGCUCGUGCGUUAGCUACUCAAGCAAACCGACGGGCACCACCACAUCCACAGAACCCCAGAUCCGACACGCUCUUGGAAUCGAACGAUUUGUCUGGAUGUGCUUCCAAUUCGAACUGCUGUCGGUGAUGGAGGAGAAGAGCAGGAAACGUGGUUGAACCGAAUGACAUCUGCAAUAUCGGAUCAUUCUUAUGACUGAAAGUCUUGAGAAGUCUUGAGUGUCAUUCCUUUAUAAUUGUCGUUGCUGUCGUUGAAUCUAGUAGAGAAUCUAGAACCUAACCUCACUUUUACCCAUCUUCAAAACGUUUCCAAUUCCAUUUCCUCCAAAUGUUUCCCCCCAGCGAUUUACUUUGCUCAUCCCAAUUCUGCCAAAAUACGAACACAACCUGACUCACGUUUUUGUUUCCUUCUUCCAUUUUCUUGCCAUACCCUCCUUUCUCGUGUCGCCAGCAAGUUGAGAUUGAGAAAAAGUAAACAAGCCGAACGACGCGUGUUGUGAUAGAAAGUAUGCUAGAUAGAAAUGCGCAGUUCCUAAGGUGAGCAAUGUCCGAUGCACCAUGUGGAGUACCAGCACACUUGGAACUUUUGUAUCAAAUCAAGAUCUUGAUGAUGUGACUCAAGAGCAACUUUAUCGAAUUGGAUCGUAAAACUCUGUGGCUUCAGUGCUUAUCACAAUAUGCAAGUGUCGGCAAAGUCGUAAAGUUGUAAAAUGAGGAGAAAAUGCGAGCCCGUAUGACGUAGACCGUUCAGAGAUUCUGAAAAGCGCUCCGAAAUCGAUGAAACUAUUUGGUGCCCAACUUCCACGCGCACUCAGUACUUUAGAAAGUGGUCCUAGCAAAAAAGUGUCAACUAGAAAAAUGAAGUGAUUAUUAUGAAACAUGUUUUUGUAGUCAACAAUUAUUUGUACAACCACUUCUCAGGGUACUGUAGAUCUAGAAAGUUGUCCUAGUCCUAGCUUCCAGGGAGUGGUCGUGGAAAUACGUUGUCAACUACAAAAUUAUCGUUCGAGAUGUGAAAAAUGUGCUCACCAACUUUUAGAACAAUAUGACGGCUUCUGGAGCUACAGUACACAUUCAAAUUUGGGCGACUCAAAAACACUCUACCGUAUCGCUAUCGUCCGUCUCUUUGUGCUCUUAUCAGGGUGGAGCCGCUCGACUUCCUGUUCGAAAUGAGUAACUAACGUCGUCUUAUCACUUAUUUUUCGUCGCGAAGAGAAGGGCGGCGUCUCUCUUGUCUCCGAACUUUUUUUGUGCUCUCGUUAUGCUCCGACUAUAAAACUAGGCGACGCUGAUAGCGAAACCCCACCCCGAUUCUGGCACUGAUUCGAUGAGCAAGCGCGAAAUGCCCACCGCCACUAUUGUGUGCUCGCUCAUUUUUCUGCCACUCUUCCUCAAAUCCAUCGCCACGUCGCCAAUCGCCACGUCACCCAAAAUCCAUGUGAAAUGCGGCGAUCGUCGGGUGGCGCACGCAAAAGUUCACUUUUUCGACCGCGAAUUCCCGCCGACAGAAAUCAAAGAGUUGCACGGGAUGACCGACGAGUUCGGACACUAUCAUUUUGCGCCGAGUGUCGACUAUGAAAAGUACGAUUUUCAAGAGAUCCAGCUGUUCAUCAGAGAUCGGUGCGGCAUCGAGGAGAAGGAGAUUGUGAGUGGUUGUAAAUUCAAAAUCUGAGUGACGUUCUGGCGCCAAAACGUAAUCACUUAACCGCAAACCGCAAAAUGGCAAACAUUUACUUGCUCACUGUAAAGACGUACAUAGUAACUUCAUAGUAGCUCAACCGCUGACUUCCCCCCGACCGAACACACGUUUUUCAGAACUGCAACCUUCCGUUCAACAUCUUCGACAUUCCGCUCAAAGAACUCUUCCCCAGGUGCGAAUUCGAGCACCGUCAGGCGCUUCUAGACCUCGCCGAUCCGGUCUGGAACAACUAUCGCCAAAUUCAUUGUUUGUAG
Molecule: messenger RNA, 2165 nt
Organism: Caenorhabditis sp. 36 PRJEB53466
Lineage: Eukaryota; Metazoa; Nematoda; Chromadorea; Rhabditida; Rhabditidae
Source: the annotation of a GenBank genome assembly